This is a messenger RNA of Malurus melanocephalus (red-backed fairy wren), 2498 nucleotides long. It is a transcript of the gene CEP85, whose product is annotated as centrosomal protein 85. Bases 74 to 2419 code for a protein of 781 amino acids. The transcript is spliced from 15 exons. The record is from RefSeq and is a predicted model, not a curated record. Gene Ontology annotation, cellular component: centrosome. NCBI's taxonomy places the organism in Eukaryota, Metazoa, Chordata, Aves, Passeriformes, Maluridae.
CUCCCGCCGGCGGAGGUAACGGUCGCGCCGCGCGGGGGUGGCGGGAGCGGCGCGGCGGCUGCAGAUUGAUAAGAUGGCUGUUCCUGAGAAAGAUGCAGACCUGAGGCUCCAGCAGAACAAUCCAUCAGAGCCCAGCACUGGUCAGAAGAGCAAGUUCUUGGACAGUGAGUGGAAGACACCGAUGCUGUCCAUGAAGUGCCAGAGCCGUGUCAGCCGCUGUCCGAGCGUGGCCGAGAGUGCUGAUGGGGGCAUUGGCACCUCCUGCUCAGACAGCACUGAAGACUUUUGCAAUUCCAGUAGCGGUUCCUCAUUCCAUCCCAUCAGGAGCCAGGUGACCAUUCCAACAGCCCACGUUAUGCCUUCCACUCUGGGUGCCUCACCCUCCAAGCUGUGCCCUGCAGGGGACCAUGGCUGCUCCCAGGGCUCUUCAAAGCCAUCUGUGCCAGGCUGUGCCCCUGAGCGCCCAGGGCUCACCAGGAACGGGGACUUUAACCCCAGCAAGUCCUCUCAGGUGCCACCCAGGGAUCUCCUGCAUCUCUACGGGGCUUCAGGGCAAAAUGGCUGCGAGCACUCCUGGCCUCCUGCUGCUGAUCACACCAGGACAGAAGACACCUGGAAGUUUGACACCCCCGCCAUGGAGCGCACCCUUAACCAGUCUCUGUUUGUGGACAGUCUGUGCACUGACCCYCUGCACAGGUGCCAGAAGUUCAACCCAAGCUCUGAGGCAAGCAAGGACCAUUACAAGGUGCUGCCAGAGAGCAAACAGAGCCCRGGGGCCACCAGAGCCUGUGAGCCCCGGGAUGGGACGUGGCCCAGCGGGAGCAGGCUGAUGCCAGCAGGACUCCAGGCCAACAAUUUCUUUUCCAAACCUGUKGUAACUCCCCCAUCCCGAGCUUGGAUGCAGGAAGGCUGCACAUUACACCCUCACCAGGGUGUCUGUGAGCUCAGUGCCUGGAAACAGCAGCUGGACCAAGUGCGGAUGCAGGUGGAGCAGAUGCAGUUACAAAAUGGAGGCACCUGCCCCCAUUCCUCGAUGUAUUCCCCAUCCCUGCCUGCACCUGACCCAGCUCAGUGGAUCAAUAUCCUGAACUCCAAUGAAAACCUGCUCAAGGAGAAAGAGCUCCUCAUUGACAGACAAAGGCAGCACAUUUCCCAGCUGGAGCAGAAGGUCCGGGAGAGUGAACUGCAGGUUCACAGUGCCCUGCUGGGCUGCCCAGCAUCCUAUGGAGAUGUCUACAUGCUGAGGAUGCAGGAGCUGCAGCGAGAGAAUGCCUUCCUGAGAGCUCAGUUCACAGAGAAAACAGAAUCCCUCAGCAAGGAGAACAUUGAGCUGGAGAGGAAACUGGCUGCUGCAGAGGUGGAUGUGAAGCUGGUCCGGGAGUCGCUGAAGGAAACRAUGCUGAAACAGGCAGAGGAGUUAAAGAAACAGGAAGAAAGGGUAAAGGGAAGAGACAAACACAUUAACAACCUUAAAAAGAAAUGYCAGAAGGAAUCUGAACAAAACAGAGAGAGACAGCAGAGAAUCGAGACCCUGGAACGAUACCUGGCUGAUCUUCCAACCCUUGAGGACCACCAGAAACAGAGUCAGAAGCUGAAGGAAUUUGAACUGAAGGCUACAGCCCUGCAGGAAACAGUGCUGGCACUGGAAACAGAACUUGGAGAUGUCCAGGCUGCUUUCAGGGAGCAAGAGAUGCAGCUGGAAACCCAAAAACACAAGGAGAUGGAGCUUCUGUCCACUGUGCACAGCUUGCAGGACAAGUUGCAGCAGUAUGCAAAGAAUGCAGAGAGAGGACCCCCUGCCCAGGAUGGGGAGAGGCAGAAAAUGGAAUAUGACUCUCUGAAGAAAGAGUGUGACUGCCUCAGGAAGAUUGUGGACAAAAAGCAAAAGAAGAUGGAGCAGCUCUCAUUGCAAGUCAAGAACCUGGAAGAGCAGGUGGCUCAGGAAGAGGGGACAAGCCAAGCUCUGAAAGAGGAGGCGAUGAGAAGGGAAAACACUCUGCAGCAGCUCCGGACUGCUGUGAAAGAGCUGUCCGUGCAGAACCAGGACCUGAUCGAGAAGAACCUGACRCUGCAGGAGCAGCUCCGGCAGGCCCAGCUGACAGCCCAGCCCCUCCCUGCUGACACAGCCCGCCUGGCCCAGCAGCUGCACGGGGAGCUGGCCAGCUGCCUGCAGGAUUUACAGUCUGUCUACAGCAUUGUCACCCAGAGGGCUCAGGGCAAGGACCCCAACCUCUCUCUGCUCCUGGGCAUUCACUCUGUGCAGUACCCUGUGAAGGAGAARGAUGAUCUGCUGAGCCCUGAUGGACUGGCCAAGAAACUGGUGGAGGUAAAAGAGCUUCACAAAGAGGUGGAGGACUUAAGGACUGCAAUAUCUGACAGAUACGCUCAGGACAUGGGAGACAACUGCAUCACCCAGUAAAGAACACUCCCCAAAUCAAAUCCCAACAGAGCGAAGUAACCCGAAUCCUCGAUGGGAAGAACAUCAAAUACGAGCUGGU